Acipenser ruthenus (sterlet) is the source of this 4538-nucleotide messenger RNA. Its product is annotated as octopamine receptor 1. The transcript is spliced from 3 exons. NCBI's taxonomy places the organism in Eukaryota, Metazoa, Chordata, Actinopteri, Acipenseriformes, Acipenseridae. Gene Ontology annotation, cellular component: membrane. The coding region runs from base 1873 to 3483 and encodes 536 amino acids. The record is from RefSeq and is a predicted model, not a curated record. Gene Ontology annotation, biological process: G protein-coupled receptor signaling pathway. Gene Ontology annotation, molecular function: G protein-coupled receptor activity.
GCAAAUGAUGCAAAUUGCAUUUGGGUAUAACUGCUUUGCUGUAGCUCUGUGCCUCCUAUCGACAUCGUACGUUCUACAGUAUUUGUCCAUCAAUUGCAGUAGUAUUUAAAACUGGGAUACACACUUUUGGUUGAAAUUGCAAGAGACAGUCCAAUUUUUACAGUUUAAUGCAACAUUAUAUUCUUUAUAAGAACAUUAGGAUCAGUAAGAACAUGUGGUGUUAUGAUUCCACCUUCAAGAUCAUCUGUUUACUUCUGGAAUAGUUAUGCCUCCACAAGUGUUUAGCUAUGAAUGUUCUUGUGGUUAUACUAAGAAAUGCACAAACGCAUUCUAGUUCAGGUGGACCUGCAUCUGUGAUCUUUUUAUAAUAUUGCCUUGUAGUAUAUAGAGCUUUAAGGUUUACAGAUAUAUUUAUCCAACUAAUUCAAAUGCCAAGCCAGCCAAUUCAGUGAUUUGUAGACUAGGACACGUGAGUAGGCAUGGUGUUGAGUCCACAAGAUGUUAGGAGGUCUAGAAAGUCUUGACAGCUCUUAUAUCUGCUCAGUGGCAUUCUGGUGGGCACUAGGAUGGACAACUGGUGUACCGGACAACGUAAAAGCUGUUGGCAUCUAUCAGUAAAUGUCAAACGGAACUUUACAUUGAUAUCAUUCUAUUUAUAUCAACAUGGUACUGUGGCACCGUUAUUUGGUCAAAUUUUAGCCAUUGAGUUGGAAUGGUGUGACAUGUUUUUCAUCACAAUGAUAAACAUGUCUGCCUUGGAAAUUGAACCUCAAAGAGCUGUAAUUGGGCAGGUAAUGGCAUAACCAAUGGCUUGAAUUACAUUGAAUAACAUCUCUACUAAACUACAAGGCACAUUGAUUUAAAUUGAAAUGAUUGAUAAACUGAUCUGGUUUUAAUCAUGCUCAGAUUCAUCUUGCACACUCAAAGCAUGGUGACACUGAAGCUAAUUGUACAAUGUCAUGUGCUCUUAAGAGACAAUGGGUCUGUUUGCAUAUGGGAGCAGACAUCAGCAAAAAAAAUAAUUAAGCAAAUUGUAGAGAAAAUCCCAGGGGGAUACUAAACAAAUGGAGCAUGAGAUGAGAUUUUGUAUUUUAUGUAUUGUACUUACAAAUAAUAAAUGAUGCAGGCGCAAUGCGUCGUUUUCCUGGUAUAAUGUCUUGGUUUAUUUUCUGAGCAAAUAAAUACAAUAAGAUAUAUAAUAAAUGUCUAUAUAAUUAUUAGAUAAGAAAGUUGUUAAAAUCGUAUUCAUAUUUGAGGUCAAAUUUGUAUUUUUAAUAACGUUUUUUUUAAAAUAAAUGUUAUACUGACAAAAUAAUCAAAAUUCGUGUAAAUGAUUAAUAAAUAUUAAACAUGGUUAAGUUUCAACAAAUAAGAAUUCAUAGCCAUUUCUUUAGAACUCCAGAUAUUUUUAUUAUGAACGGUUUGCGACACAACAUUUGAAAGCUGGGCGACCCCAACGUUUUCUUUCAAAUGUAAUGUGGAUUUUGUCUUCACGGUACGGCGUGUCUUUCCGUUUCAGAAGGUGGUCCCUCCUUCUCAAUCAGCCGCACUUGCAUGAGAGUGGUGAGCGCGUGGACGGCAGGUGAGAGCUGCUUAUGAAAGUGGACACACUGCACCAAGAAAAAUUCCACCCCGGGGUGAAACUGGAAAGGACACGUCACUGGACUAUUUAAAACUUGGGAAUAAUACUUUUUGCUGUUAGGCUUGAUAAGUAACAGUUAACAAGAAUGGUAAAUAGAAAUGUUAUCCUAUUAAUGAGAAACAAGGGCGCAUAACGUGAUCUGUCAACUAUCUGAGCACAAGUUAAAAAUUAAGACGUCCUUGCGUUGCGGUAAAUUUGUGCUAUAGCCGGAUAAUAAAACAUCAGUUAAGAUGAACAGCACAUUGGUGUCGCCACUCGUGGAUUCAUGUUAUUCGUGGGACAACACCAGUAAUAACAGUGAGCCUGUCGGAUGCAAUUCGAUUACCAUCUUCAAUAUCAAUGGAUCGUAUACAGAGCUGAACAUUUCCACCUGUGGUCGACUCCUAUUAGAAAUUCUUAUUAUCCUAAUGUGUCUAGGAGCCGUAACAGGUAAUAUUUUGGUGAUUAUCAUUGUUGCAGUUACGAAGAAUUUCCACUCGGUGAGCUCCGUGUUAAUCAUUAACCUGGCUGUAAGUGACUGCCUCAUCGGGAUCGGGGUCAUGCCCUUUGUUGCUUUGACAGUGAUGUACGACGGAUGGGUCCAUUCUACCGAUUUAUGCUACUAUGUCGGCUACACAUCUUCUGUGUACUGCACAGCCUCCAUUCUUACUCUGGCUGCAAUCGCCUUGGAUCGCUACCACGCCAUCAUAGACUGCUUACAUUAUAGUUCUCAGAGCACUGUGUGGAGAAAUGUUGCUGCUGUGGUCUGGAUCUGGCUGCAAGCUGCCAUCACCUGCUGCCCCCCACUACUGGGCUGGAGUAACCUGGGUUACAUCCCACCCAUGUACAGCUGUUCUGUGGAGUGGCCCACCAGCCUCAGCUACACAGGAUUCGUGGCUGGGUUUUCAUUUUUGCUUCCUGCCUGUGUGAUGGUGUUCUGUUACGUUAAGAUAGUCAAAGUCGCUAGAGGACACGCUAGAAGGAUCCACGACAUGGAACACCAUCUACAAAGAAACGGCCCAAACGUGUCAGAAAGGGAGAAACCAACUUUCUUGAAGCUGAUCUACUACGUGAAUUCAAAAAUGUUACCCGAGCUUCCCUCAGACAGCGCUCCGAGCAAUUCGGACGCCUCUUUUCAUUUGCAUGGUGCCUCAAAACCUGGGAAGGCCCACCACGGCAUAUUCUCCAGGCACGGCUCCCACAGCAGGGAGCAUCAUGGGGUCUUCCGCCUCUUCCUUGUAAUAUUUGCUUUCUUCUGUUGCUGGAUGCCCUUUAUUGUCGUGUCAUUGGUGCAGGCCAUUGAAACUGCUACCACUCAGGAACCCACGCAAAUCCCCUCAAACGUCAUAACGCUUGUGUACUGGCUGGCUCUGCUCAACUCUGACAUCAAUCCUCUGCUCUACGCCUUGCUCAGCAAGCGCUUCCAAAAAGCCCUUAAAAACCUGCACCAGAAACUGAAAGCAAAGAUGAGCAGGCACACAGGGGAGCACCAAGUGCAGGAAGUCCACCAUUCUAUGAAGCCGAGAGGCAGUUCUAAUAUCGCUGUGGUUUGCCGUGGCAGGUGCUGCAACUCUCCAGCGCUCUCCGUUGACUCCUUUGUACCGGCGGGGUGCAAAGAUCACCUUCACAACUAUCUACCAGGGAGUUUCUCCCAGCUCCCUCCAGGCACUUACCCACAAAACAUACAAGAGGAAAGGACCAAAGACUGUGCUUGUUUAAACCCUGAGGCACUUUCCCAACUGCAAGUUCCUAAAAAUCACUUGGAAAAUGAAAGGCAGGUUUUGCCACUUGUAACAGUAUGUGAAAUACCGUCAACUUUUGUUUACGGAAAAAUAACAGUUAAGGUGGAACAUGAGAAAUGACUGGCAGGAAACUUGACUAUUAUGGAGCAUGCAUUUAUUUCUUCCACCUUAAAGAGCAACAUGGUAUGGGUAUGAAAUAGCACACAGUUGUGUUAAGUAAUGUAUUCUUGUUGCUUUGAAUCUGUGUAGUCAAAAACACCACUGCGUCCUCUGUGAGCUCUCAAAAGCUCUCGUCUCUGUUCCCCCUGCAACACUGCUCUCCAGUGGAUGAAAUAAAUACAUUUGUUCUAUAUGGUAUUUCUUGUGUCUUGUGAUGCGUUUCUUACACAUAGGGGCAGGGUGUUGCAGGGGGGUCGGGGUGGGGGGUUACACUUGUGAUGUACUUGGAGCAUAGGCAUGAUUUUGAGAACUUUUUUUUUUCUAUCAGGUAUUGACAUUAUUUACUGUAAAUCUGUCAUAUGUAAAAUAAUAAUAUUGUAUGUACUGCAUAAACUCUAACUCAUUUAUCACCCUAUAUAUAUAUAUAUAUACACAUAUAUAUUUUUUUUUUUCUUAAGUAAAAUGUAUAUAAGUGAAAAAAAACUGAUGACAGACAUUAAUCUAACCUAUAAAAUACUGACAAGUAUAAGAAUUUGAAUAUUCUAAAUAGUCUAAGAAAGAGAAUAUUCCAAGUUUCCCAAUAGAACCAAGCAUGGUAGUUAAACAUCAUUCUGCCAUUAUAAGGAUGGGGGGCCCCAUAAUCAUGUUCAAUUUUAUACUAAAAUAUAAUUCUUAAAUUUACAUUAAAAAACAAGCAAGGAACAGAAAUAUCUCCCAUCACAGUAAUAAUGCUGGUAAUGGUGACAGGUUGGGUUAUUCAAUGGAACAAUAUCCUGGUCCUGGACAGCCAUAGUCCUGCAGGUUUGCUGGGUAUCUUUAAGUCAUCAAUGGUUAAAGACCUGGGAAAAAAAUGAGUGUUGACCAAUUAAGAAAAUAAUUGGUUCAAUGAAGCAAUUGAGAACUCAGGUGGAAUGAAAACCAGAAGACACUAGUCUAUGAGAUACACAUUAUAAAAUAGUAUGAUUUUGUUUCUCAUAAAACUGUUGGCAAAAAAAAAAAAAAAAAAAAGCAGAUGU